AUGGGUUGGGUAUAUAACCUCCAACACGCAGAUCCUAAGAGCUCGAUCCCGGAAGUGAUCGCGAUCUGCUUAGUGUUCUCCAUUUUCUCUCUACUGGCCGUUUGUCUCCGAUUCUAUGUUCGAGUGCGGAGCAAACGUCUGCCAUGGUAUGACGAUUAUGCCGCACUGGCCAGCUCUCUCUUGACACUCGCAUAUGCAGGAAUCGCGGUGGCUCAAACACGAUGGGGUCAAGGCCUGACGGUAGCGUACUUUCCGCCGGAGAAUGUCAUAACUUUUAGCAAGAUCCAAUAUGCAGGCGGCCCAGUCUACUGCCUCGAUGUGCUAGGGUUCAAGGUGGCCUUGCUGACUUCCUAUCUACGCAUUGCAGGCGUGGUCAAACUAUACCGCAAGAUUAUUAUCGCAGCGAUCAUUCUCUGCGUGGUCAAUCAAUUAGUUUUUGCCUUUAUCAUCUCCAUCUCGUGCAUACCGGUGGCCAAACAAUGGGACACGUCGCUGAAAGGCCAUUGCAUCCAAACCCAGCCAUUCUAUUUUGCCUUGGGCGGCACCAGUAUUGCCCUAGAUUUCAUAAUUAUCGCCCUCCCCCUCCCGGUCCUGUGGAAGUUGCAACUUCGAACCAAGCAGAAGGUGUUCUUGGCUGCUUUGUUCGCGCUCGGAUUCUUCGUCACAAUUGUCCAAUUUAUUCGCAUCUUCACAGUGAAAGACCUGAAGACAUACACCGACAGCAAAAACAUUGUUCUUUGGUCGUUGGUGGAGGUCAGUCUCGGGGUCGUUGUCUGUUGCAUUCCCACCUACGGCCCGCUUUUCAAGGCGUUCGCAUCCAAUAUAAGCUCUUAUCGGAACCGUUCGUAUCAGCUCGGCUCGAUGCCACCAGAGUCUCGCACUGCACCGGCAAAUUCCCGCCGCAGAAGCAGGUUCGAUACAAUUCCGGACCCAGAAGGAAAUACAGUGACUGUGAUUGGAUCCGGGAACGGAAAGACUUUGAAGGAUACGGACAGCGAAGAGCAUAUACUCUCCGGGGAUGAUAAUCUCAAGGUCUAUGUAACUUCAGAGAUUUCUGUUCGCGAAGCCUGA
Molecule: messenger RNA, 1071 nt
Organism: Penicillium cosmopolitanum
Lineage: Eukaryota; Fungi; Ascomycota; Eurotiomycetes; Eurotiales; Aspergillaceae
Exons: 5
Coding region: 1-1071 (356 amino acids)
Source: RefSeq, a predicted model, not a curated record